This is a messenger RNA of Molossus molossus (Pallas's mastiff bat), 1468 nucleotides long. RefSeq names its product cysteinyl leukotriene receptor 1 (gene CYSLTR1). Gene Ontology annotation, biological process: G protein-coupled receptor signaling pathway. Lineage: Eukaryota; Metazoa; Chordata; Mammalia; Chiroptera; Molossidae. Gene Ontology annotation, molecular function: leukotriene receptor activity. The transcript is spliced from 3 exons. Bases 345 to 1367 code for a protein of 340 amino acids. Gene Ontology annotation, cellular component: plasma membrane. The record is from RefSeq and is a predicted model, not a curated record.
GCUCUUAAAAACAGCUGCAACCCAUAUUUUCAAAGAAGCUCUUCUAAAGAGCGGGCGCCUUGUGAAUGAAGUGUGCUUUGGGGAUUCCCUCCAAUUUAGAUUCACUGUGCAGAUCACCAAUGACGGCUUAGCUCUCCAAGAAACAGGUAGAUUGGAUUUAUUGAAGAAUUGGAGUUUUCUUCUGAGAGUGAAUGCAAAAGAACCCUAAAGUGUCAACCUUGAAUUUACCAGUUCAGGUUUCAUCUGAUAUUACAUCAUAAGAGACACUGACCGCAAACCAGGAACAUUUGUGAAGAAUACUGUAGUGCUACAAGGAGGCACCAAGCAGACAUUCCUAGAGAAACAUGGAUGGAGUUGGAAAUAUGACAGUAUCUUCUGCCAGUAAUAUCAUAUGCAAUGACACUAUUGAUGACUUCCGCAAUCAAGUGUAUUCCACCUUGUACUCUAUGAUCUCCGUUGUGGGUUUCUUUGGCAAUGGUUUUGUGCUCUAUGUUCUCAUAAAAACAUACCAUGAGAAGUCAGCAUUCCAAAUAUACAUGAUUAAUUUAGCAAUAGCAGAUCUUCUGUGUGUGUGUACACUGCCUCUCCGCGUGGUGUAUUAUGUUCACAAAGGCAUUUGGCUCUUUGGUGACUUUUUGUGCCGCCUCAGCACCUAUGCCUUGUAUGUCAAUCUCUAUUGUAGCAUCUUCUUUAUGACAGCCAUGAGCUUUUUCCGGUGCAUUGCAAUUGUUUUCCCGGUCCAGAACAUUAAUUUGGUUACACAGAAAAAAGCCAGAUUUGUGUGUGUUAGUAUUUGGAUUUUUGUGAUUUUGACCAGUUCUCCAUUUUUAAUGUCCCCACCUUACAAAGAUGAGAAAAACCAUACCAAGUGCUUUGAGCCUCCACAGGAUAAUCAAGCUAAAAAUUACAUUUUGGUCUUGCAUUAUGUGUCAUUGUUUAUUGGAUUUAUCAUUCCUUUUAUUAUCAUAAUUGUCUGUUACACAAUGAUAAUUUUGACCUUACUAAAAAAUUCAAUGAAGAAAAAUCUGUCAAGUCGUAAAAAGGCUAUAGGAAUGAUUAUAGUUGUGACAGCUGCCUUUUUUAUUAGCUUUAUGCCAUAUCAUAUUCAACGUACCAUCCACCUUCACUUUUUACACAAUGAAACAAAACCUUGUGAUUCUGUCCUUAGAAUGCAAAAGUCAGUGGUCAUAACCUUAUCUCUGGCUGCAUCAAAUUGUUGUUUUGACCCUCUCCUAUAUUUUUUUUCAGGGGGGAACUUUAGGAGAAGGCUGUCUACAUUUAGACAGCAUUCUUUGUCCAGCAUGACUUACGUACCCAAGAAGAAGGCCUCAUUGCCAGAAAAAGGAGAUGAAAUAUUUAAAGAAUAGUGUCAACCCAUCUCCAAUGCAAAUCAAUGAAAAGGAGUUUCCUGAGCAAGUAUUUUCUCAAAUAGUUUACAAUAAAAAUUUAAAAUUCCAUUAACAAUUUA